AUGUCCAAACCCCCAACUAGACCCAACAGUGCCUACCCUUCACGUAGCGGCACUCCAUCCUUAAGAGACGUCGUCCAUGGAGUCAUGAAAAUCUUCCAUCAUGAGAAAGAAUCCGAAGCUCAUCAAAUAUUCCGUCAACAAGUUGGUCAUCAGCCCAAACCCGCCCUAGGCCUUCCUCAGACUAUCAACCCUGAUGAAGAAACCGUUCCUGGUAUCGAGCACCCUGGCAGCACCGGUGUUAUCUACUGUUCAGAUCGCGCUAUAGCGAACGGUUUCAACUAUGCUAAUUCUCACGAAUGGGCAAACUUGGGUCAGGAGAAUAUUCCCUUACCUGUGGAUUCUUUGGAGUAUGCACCCACAACGGGUGUCAAAGAACUUCGUGAAGCAGUAGCUCACCUCUACAACGAUACUUACCGUAAGGGCAAAGCAAGUCAGUACACAUACGAAAAUGUCUGUAUCGUGCCCGGUGGACGUGCGGGGCUUUCCCGUGUCGCAGCUGUCAUUGGUGACGUUUAUUGUUCAUACCAGGUUCCAGAUUAUACUGCCUACGACCAAGUCCUAAGUGCAUUUAAGCGACUCGUACCUGUUCCCACUGCGUGCCAUAAAUACCGCCUUGAUAUCGAACAGACCAAGAAAGACAUCCUUACUCAAGGCCUUGCUGUCGUCAUUGCCUCGAACCCAAGGAACCCGACGGGGCAAGUGAUUGCUGGCAAAGACCUCAAAGAGCUCGUUUCGCUCAGCCGGGAGAACACGACGAUCAUUCUUGAUGAGUUCUACUCCUGGUACAUUUACCCCGACAAUGAGAAAGAUAUCGGAAAGAGUAUCUCCUCUGCCGAAUAUGUCGAGGAUGUAAAUAGUGAUUCUGUAGUUAUCAUAGACGGGUUGACCAAGAACUGGCGUCUACCAGGUUGGCGUGUCUGCUGGGUCAUUGGGCCCAAGAACCUCAUCACCGCACUUUCACAAUCGGGUUCAUUCCUUGAUGGGGGUGCGAAUCAUCCCAUGCAACUUGCAGCCCUCCCACUCCUUGAGCCGUCACGUGUCAAGAUAGAGAAGGUUGCCCUUCAAAGACACUUCAAAGCCAAGCGGGACCACGUGCUGAAGCGCUUGCAUGCCCUUCAUUUGGACGUGGAAGUUCCUCCCCAAGCGACGUUUUACGUCUGGUUGAACUUGGAGAAAUUACCUCCUCCGCUUAACAAUGGUUUGACCUUCUUUGAAGAGCUCCUGAAAGAGCAAACGAUCGUUAUUCCGGGUAUCUUUUUCGAUAUCAACCCGGCACACCGUAGGAACUUGUUCAACAGCCCGUGUCAUCACUACGUGCGGUUGUCGUUUGGGCCGCCUAUGAAGGAUUUGGACAAGGGUCUCGACGCCAUCGGUCGGGUGGUUGCUGCUGCAAGACUGGGGGGCACCAAGAAGAUGGGACACAGCUAUAAGAAGAGCUUGGAGAGCAGUUCUGAAAUCAACGUCUAAAUCGUGAUAGACUUUCCCCCCCUCCCCAUGGUGGUCGUACGCUGGCUGGUAUUGGAAUCGUUAUAGAUGACUGAGAAUAGAAAUGGCAAAUGGUUUGGACAGUAUAUUAAUUUCGAAAGAUACCGGUUUGUUUGUAUCAUCCCCAGUAGGCUAGCUCUGUAUGUAGCGUCGACCAAUCAUUUACUGUUUAGACUUGUACAGAUGUAUAGGGAGGCAGGUCAGAAAACGAUAUGUACUAUGGGCUUUAUAGAGACGUGGGGGAAGGUGCCAUCAUGGGCAACACGUAGAUCCCUCAGUCAUAUUUGUGAGAACAAAACUGUCGAUCUGCCAUAGGCCGUCACUGUUGAGGAUAGGAUCCGCAACCAACAGACGGCCUUGGAAAGCACUUGUGCAGUGUGCACGCUGAGCAGGUCGUAGCUCAGCCGACUUGCUGGUCAG
Molecule: messenger RNA, 1905 nt
Organism: Suillus fuscotomentosus
Lineage: Eukaryota; Fungi; Basidiomycota; Agaricomycetes; Boletales; Suillaceae
Product: pyridoxal phosphate-dependent transferase
Exons: 16
Coding region: 1-1467 (488 amino acids)
Biological process (GO): biosynthetic process
Molecular function (GO): pyridoxal phosphate binding
Source: RefSeq, a predicted model, not a curated record